AUGUCAGACGGAGCAGGAUUGAGCAGACCUACUGGUCUUCUUAAAAGCGCGCAAAAAGAUGAGCCUGUUAGUCGAAAGAGGAAAGAUGAAAACCCACACGGUGGGAGGGCGCAGAAGGCCAAGAAGCGAGGUAAACAGAAAGAUUCAGAGGAAGAAAAACCCUUGAAUGUCGCUUGGCUUGAAAAAGACCUGCGAAAGUCAUAUGUCAGUCAGCUUCCAAGCCCUGAAAAGAAAGAGCCAACUCCGAAACGAACCGAGUAUAUGGCCCACGAUCCUGCUAUCACGGAUUUGGACAAGGUACCGAAGGGUUGGACUCGUCAUGACCAUGACAUUCAUCCCGAUGAUUACAAAGCUCAAACUGAGCGGUGCCUGCAGCGAUUAAAAGAAAAUAUUAUGCCGAUCUAUUUCAAGAACCGGCUGAAGGAGAUCAAAGCGAAGUGGAGCGAUCGCGAUGAAAGAAUGAAAGCGUAUCCGGGACUUAGCUGGCCCGUUGUACAGCGGUUGGAAACUCUGGUCAACUCCCUAGACUGGCUUGCCAAAGAGGAUAAGAAAGACCAACAUCAACAGGUGGAGAAUGUGAAAGCUCUUAUAAAGGCAUACAAAAAUCAGACCCUCAAGUGGAAUCCGGGGCUUGUCACAUACUGGUCCAAGGGCGUACGGCUUUGCGAGCCAAGACCGUUUGAUAUGAAGGAGUUCAUGCAUGUCAGCAUCAAACACGAAGGCCAUACAGGAUUUUGGGUGGAAGGAUUCGAUUAUGCGCCGCAAGCUAUGAGGAGGGCACACAUUUAUGUCAUCCCACCUGGCCUCGCCAAAAGCCAUAUUAUAGACUUUGCUAUUCGUUUUCCGAAGCAAGGUCCCCAUCAUGCCCAAAAGGCGCUGGAGCUGGACUUUGUCGAUGACACCGGAGCCGAAAUAAUGUCGUUAUUUCCUGGCGAUCUGACAGAUAUCCGAGACUUGCAUACGAAUAGCACAAUGGCCAUAUCAUAUCCACCUGUCAUUGGGGUUCUUACCAUUGAAGUGGCGAAUGGUGCAACGGAACACGGCCUGGGAAGAAUGAUUGAGCUCAAUAUGUUGGACCCAGACUCAGGCACCUUGCUCUUGAAAAAAUGGGAGCCUGUACCAUGCGCGGUAAGAGGUGGGACACCAAAUACCGGUGGUGAGAGAUUGAGUGGCCUAUGGAUGCGACGAAAAUUGUAUACUUACACGGCCCCCGAUAAUACUGAUCGCCUAUGGAUCCAUAAUGAGCGCCCGUUUAUCAAGGACAUGCCAAAGGCAACGAAGGCACAGAUGGCAGCGCCCAUUCCUUUUUGCAAAAGAAGGAUUGAGUCUCUGGACAAGUACCCGGGGAUGGACACGACUUAUCCAGGCGGUCACCCUGCAAGUGACGAUGAUGAAGACGAUGAAGACGAUGAAGAUGAUGAUGAGAAUGAUGAUGAAGAUGAUGAUGAUGAUGCCCCUUGA
Penicillium nucicola is the source of this 1461-nucleotide messenger RNA. RefSeq lists its product as uncharacterized. The record is from RefSeq and is a predicted model, not a curated record. NCBI's taxonomy places the organism in Eukaryota, Fungi, Ascomycota, Eurotiomycetes, Eurotiales, Aspergillaceae. The transcript is spliced from 5 exons. The coding region runs from base 1 to 1461 and encodes 486 amino acids.